AUGCGCAGAUUUCUGUUUUUGCUGAGCCUUACACCGGUGCUGGUGGCAUCGGCGCCUUCCAGCACGUCUGCUGCUACUCCCAACCCAACCGUCUGCGCUGGUGGUGUGUUUCCCGCAAGAACGGUGUACGAUUGUCUAACAAGCGUCCCCUUCAAUCCCGCGGUUGGCAGUCGGUUGCUCAAAUACGUCAACGACACGGUUCAGUUCCAUAGCACGCUUGCUUACCUCGCAAACCCCCCACCGGGCUAUCAGCAGCCCGGUGUUGACUUGGUGGCAGGGCUUUCUCAGCUUCAACGUAAUAUUGACGAGGGGGCUUUCGUGAACGAAUACGACUUCGAGGCAGCGCUCCACCGGCUGCUCCACGCCGGCCAUGAUGACCACCUGCGCCUAGCCGGCGGGAUACUUUCUCCCUUUGCCUUUGGCUCUCCACGGGCGAUUGCAUCCGUGUCCCUGGAUGGAAAGGAGCUGCCCAAGGUCUACUUCGCUGAGGACCUCUUUGCCUAUGAAGCAAGUGAUGGCUCAAGUGAGCCCUCCGCUAUUGCAACCAUCAACGAUCAAGACGUUGUCGAGUACCUAACAGAGUUUGCCGCCGUCAAUGCCGCCGGCAAGCUCGAACCGCACGCGGAGUGGAACAUGCUGAUGCAGAGCGGUGCACUGGACAUCCAAGGUUACUUCGAAGUCUUCUACAGCGGCGCGACUUUCUAUCCGGGCGAGUCGAUUGCAUUUGGCCUCGAAGAUGGAACAGUCUUAGAACCUGAAGAUUGGGACGCACUCUACUUCAGUCCUGGAAACACCGGGCCGCUGGAGACCGGGGGCGAUUUCUACAACUUUUUUGUCCUGAACCGCUUACCGGCCUCCUACACGGAGAUGCCCGAGCCACCCAGCUCGAGUACCCUGAUUGCAGAAGACACCACCUCCUCAUCUGCCGCACCGGCUUCCAGUCCCACGGAGUUGCCGGACACAGCGUAUCCUCGAGCCCCAGAUGUCAUGCAGCCCGGCGGGCUACUCAGAGGGUAUUUCUUAAACGAGUCGUCUCUAGCAGUGCUCACCAUUACCCAGUUUGACUCGUCUGUCGGGAUAUCUAAUUCGUUCAUCGCCACAGUGUGGCAAUUUCUUCAGCGCAGUCGGCGGGCAGGUCUGCGGAAAGUGGUAAUCGACCUGCAACAGAAUUCCGGCGGGCAUCCUCUUCUAGCAUUGGAAAUCUUUCGGCUGUUCUUCCCGUCCAUCGAUCCAUUGGCAGCAAGUCGUCGACGCGCCCAUCCGAUGGCGGACGCUCUGGGAUCUACUUUGACUCCGUACUGGCAGAACCUGACGACGAACCACAGCGCCUACUCUACCCUGUUGACUAACGAGUGGGUCGUCGCUAGUCGAUUGGAUGCAGACACCGGCCAGAAAUUCACAGCGUGGGACGAUUACUUCCACUCGCCAGCUUCCUACGGUGGUGAUCACUUUACAAACUCGGAGCGAUACGAUCCAUUAAACCACUUGUUUGCCUUGGAGGCGGCCGGCAUCACCACCGACAAUCUCAAUUCAUCGCAUUCCACCCAGCCUUACGAGGCAGAAGACAUCAUAAUACUCACCGAUGGUCUCUGCUCGUCGACAUGCGCACUAUUCACGGAAAUGAUGCACCAUGAAGCUGGCGUCCAGACCGUCGUAGUAGGCGGCCGGCCCAACCCCGGACCCAUGCAAGCCGCCGGUGGCACACGCGGUGCAGCAAGCUACAGCGCCAGACGUCUCGACCGCGACAUCUCAACGGCCCAGAAAAUCGACCGAUCCACGCGCGGGCAGUUUCCAGACCGCCGGUAUGACUUCUUGAUCACCGGACUCACAAUCAACCUACGAGACCAGAUCCGCUCCGGCGAUGACGAGGCAUCUCCCACCCCGCUGCAAUUCCAGUACGAGGCCGCCAACUGUAGGAUCUUCUACACUCCGAAAACAUGGUACAACUACACUAAUUUGUGGACGUAUGCCGCGGAUGCAAUUUGGUCGGAUCCGGGACUCUGCGUCGCGACCUCCACGGAUGACCAUACGCACCCAGCGCCCCACCGGCAACCCUACACUGUCGAUACCACCAAACCAGGCACGUCCAAGCCUGUCGAUUAUCCUCCACAGAGCAAUGACCCCUCCAACGAUAUCUUCUCUGGGGUGCGCCAUACGACAAACUACGAUCUACGUCCCUGCAACGAGGACAGUGACUGCACAGGCCGCCACUUGUGCCGAGAGGUCGAGGUAUGCCAGAAUGGAGUUUUAAAGCCCUUGACGCGCUGCAUCCAGUCCUGCUCAAACAUACAUGAUUCGUGCGAUUACGGGAGCUGCAAGUUCGACAGGAUCAGGAGCGUCUUUUGCAAUGGUCUCAUGAAUUCACAGUGUCUUUACAUGCAGCGUGACACCGAGACUUAUAGGGGGGAGUCUGACCAGUGGGUGAGAAAUUGGUCAAAUCUGGCCAACUUCCGAGGGUUCGAUGCUUGCGAUGCGUAUAAUGGGUUCGAAUAUUGUUACACGUUGGAUGGGAAGAAGAGCAAGAUGUUUUCUUGGGAAGAUGGGCUCAAUAACGGUGAAUACGUUGUGCAUGAUGGGGAGGACGACCAUGAUGGAUUGGGUUAUGUUUGA
Molecule: messenger RNA, 2610 nt
Organism: Aspergillus candidus
Lineage: Eukaryota; Fungi; Ascomycota; Eurotiomycetes; Eurotiales; Aspergillaceae
Exons: 5
Coding region: 1-2610 (869 amino acids)
Biological process (GO): proteolysis
Molecular function (GO): serine-type peptidase activity
Source: RefSeq, a predicted model, not a curated record